AAACUGGAAUGCUUUGACUUUUGGGAUUUAUUAUAAUUGCGAUUAGAAUUAAUAAUAUAAAUUAUUUUUCAAUAUUUACUACCGAAUUGUCAUCCUCGAUGAAAGUAGAAAUACAUAAAGGAGCUAAUCAAGAAAUGAUAUCAUGAAUAUAAACAAUAAAAGGAUGAAUAAUAUGACGGAUGCUGAGAAUUCAAAGAGAGUGAAACGUGAAUGCAGCUAUGGUGAUAAAUGUUAUAGAUUAAAUCCAGCACAUUUUAGAGAAUUUAGCCAUCCGCAUUUGGAAAACAUACUAAAUACUUAUGAAGGAAAUGGUGACUAUGAUAUACCUCAGCAAUAUUCAAUGCAACGGAGUCAGAUUAUCGAACAAUUAAAUAUUAUUGUUGAGAAGAAGUUGUAUGUAGGAAAAAUUGGAACACAAUCAUCUGAUGAUGCACAAUCAAGUACACAGACCAAAGAUGAAACACCGAAUACACAAAGUACAAAUGUAACACAAAUAAAACCGCAGAAUGUAAUGGCGACUAAAACUAUUCCUCAGAGUAGUCAGGAUAGUGUUAAAAUUAAUAGAGAAAAAAUCCAGAAUCAAGAACAAAAAGUUAGAGAUUCUGACUAUAGGCCAAUAGUGCCACCGACUCGAAAAUACUCAGAGUAUUUCAAAGUGGUUCCAGAGAAAAACAAAAUGGCGGAAAAACAUGACGCCAGCGCGCCCUAUUAUAUUUUCUAUACCACCAUUACAGAUGCAAAAGAAACACACACACAGCCUUAUUCUAUAAGUUUUCAAGAAAUAUUGGAUUCUAGUCUCGGGGAAUUGAAGUGUUCGCUGCAAAUUAAUUUUAUGGUUGAUGUGAGCUGGCUUCUUGCUCAAUAUUAUUUCGCUGGAUACAGUGCCAAAAAGCUAACAAUUCUCUAUGGCGAAGAGUCCCCGGACUUGAAGACGAUUCGCCAAAAGAAGCCGCACGUCGACGCCCACUUCGUUACCAUGGCAACGCCUUUCGGAAAACACCACACAAAAAUGAUGGUGCUGUGCUACGAAGAUGGUUCGUUAAGGGUGGUUGUGUCAACCGCGAACCUAUAUGUUGACGACUGGGAGAAUAGAACGCAGGGACUCUGGUUUAGUCCGCGUUGUCCAGAAUUACCGACAGACGCGAUGCCUCAUGAUGGAGAGUCUCCAACGAUGUUCAAGAAAACAUUACUGCGAUAUCUCAACCAUUAUCACUUGCCGCAACUCGCUUUUUAUAUGGAGAGGGUAAAGCGAUGCGAUUUUUCACACAUUAAUGUCUUCUUGAUUGCAUCAGCCCCGGGUGCCCAUUUUGAUGUCGACUGGGGCAUGACCCGUGUUGGGUCCCUAUUGCGACAACACUGUUGUAUUCCGCCGUCUGAGAAUAGCCGCUGGCCAUUAUUGGCACAAGCCAGCAGCAUAGGAAGCUAUGGGAAGGAACCUAAGUUAUGGCUUACGGGAGAUUUUCUUCAUCAAUUCACAAAAAUCAAGGAUCAAUCGCAAAUGCUGUCUUCACCAGCUGAGUUGAAGCUUAUUUAUCCAUCUCUAGAAAACGUGAAACAGUCGCACGAUGGUCUACUGGGUGGUGGGUGCCUUCCAUAUGCCGCGAGCGCACACGCCAAACAACCUUGGCUCAACCAAUUUCUUUACCAAUGGAGAGCAACACACACGAAUCGCAAUAAAGCGAUGCCGCACAUAAAAUCUUACACCCGUGUAUCGCCUGAUAACAAAAUGGCGGCCUAUUACCUCCUCACAUCGGGGAAUAUCAGCAAGGCUGCGUGGGGCUCCAUAAAUAAGGGGGAUAAGGCUUUGCGGAUUAUGAGUUAUGAGGCUGGCGUGAUGCUGCUACCAAGAUUUGUGAUAAAUGAAGAUUUCUUCCCUCUCAGUAAUAAAACGAAUCGUUUAAUAAUACCGUACGACAUACCCCCUGUUAAAUACACUAGCGAUAUGUCGCCAUGGGUGUCUGAUUAUUUACGUUGAUUUCGCUCUAUUUAGCAACGUUGGCAUAGACUCUAGAGCAGGGCCCACAGAGCGGCCAUUUUGAUUGUUAAGGGUCCAAGCUAAUCGAAAAUGUAUUAAAAUUAUUUGGUAUAAGUCUAUUAUACUCUGAUUUUUAAUUCCGUAAAAUUCUGACAGCUAUCAUUUUUUGACAUGUCAGAGAUGGCAAACCGUUUUGGCGGGACACAUUUUUCAAUUUCAAUACGAGUCUGAACAUCUGAGUCUAUAUUUAUGUGUUUAUUAACACUUCGUUGCAUUACAUAAGAGGAAAAAAAAUUAAACAUAAUUUAAUAAAAAGCAAUUGGCGGCCUUAUCGCUUUCGAGCGAUUUCUUCCAGGCAACCAAAUGUAUCCAAUUGCUCCACAUUAAGAUUGGUUUUAAUUACGACCCUUUUCAUUACAAACAGUAAAAAACGUAAAGAUAACAUUUUUUUUUCUUAAACUAAACCUUUAAUUAGUAGGCAGUUGAAGAAAUAAAAUAAAGUUAUUAAAUUUUAUUCGAUAUAUUUGUUUUUUUUUUUAUAUUAAGUAUAAUAUAAUAUAAUAAUUGAUGAGUCACUUGAGUAAGUAAAUAUUUAGAUUUACCUUUUUGUAGGUAAAACAAAAAAUACGUAGCAAGUAAUUAAAAAUCAGAUUUUUAAUUACCCUCAAAUGGGUCAAAAUUUCCCUUUGUUGGAGAAUUUUUUUAGUAGAAAUGUCCGAAUUUUACGGAAUUAAAAAUCAGUGUAUAACUCACGAACCCCAGAUGUGCAAAUAGCUUCUAAUGAAGAAGUUAGAACACCUAUCAAUGCACAUGGACUUACCAGAAACGAGCCUACCUUUUAAAAUUCCGGCAACUUGCUAGACCUCUAGCAAUGUGAGUCUUCUUCUCGCUUACUUCUUCUUCUUCUUCUCAAAGGAUUUAUGCGCCAUAAUUUUGUAUUUAUAAUAAACCUAUUCGAAUUUUGAUAAAGAUAGUUUUCAAAGUAUUGUUUAUUAAGUUAUUGUUAACUUUUUAUAUCUGUUUGUUUGCUUAUUUGAAAAUAUCGUUUGUUAUAAAUCAGUUGUUUUUUUUAUAUCGGUAAAGUGUUGAUAAGAAAAUUGUUUAAAUGCUGAGAAUGUGCCUCGUGCCAAAUGUGAGUUGUCAGAAAUGUAUUGAAUUUUGAUAUAUAGGAGUCUUUAAAUCAAAAUCUGUGAAGAAGGCACUAUAAACAUUAUGUAUUGUAUUUGUGAUUUAAGAAUAAAAUAUUUUUUUCAAAU
Pieris rapae (cabbage white) is the source of this 3231-nucleotide messenger RNA. It is a transcript of the gene gkt, whose product is annotated as probable tyrosyl-DNA phosphodiesterase. Gene Ontology annotation, molecular function: double-stranded DNA binding; single-stranded DNA binding; 3'-tyrosyl-DNA phosphodiesterase activity. The record is from RefSeq and is a predicted model, not a curated record. Gene Ontology annotation, biological process: double-strand break repair; single strand break repair. The transcript is spliced from 15 exons. The coding region runs from base 143 to 1975 and encodes 610 amino acids. Gene Ontology annotation, cellular component: nucleus. Lineage: Eukaryota; Metazoa; Arthropoda; Insecta; Lepidoptera; Pieridae.